AAAAAAGAAAUUUGUUCCGUUGUGCACAAGUUUGUAAAUGCAUCUGCGGCCGAGACACGUGAAAAGCGAUAAGGUUUUCUUUCCUCUUUUAGUGCUGCCAUUUCAUCUUCCUCCUCCAUUCACACACACACACACACACACACACACACACACACACUGAAUCUGUGACUGAAUCAACAACACACAGGUGUGUUUUUGACGAUCGAUUACUGCGAGUUUUGAUGAUUACGUAGAAGAAGAAAAAUUUUCAAUUUCGACAAGGAAAAAUCGAUUACCAUGACCGAGCAGCAACAAACCGACCGUCUCUGCGAUUUCUGCAACGAGUCAAAAGCCCUACUCUACUGCCGAGCUGACUCAGCGAAGCUAUGUUUGAAGUGUGACCUUGAAGUGCACUCCACGAACCAGCUCUUUCGGAAGCACAGCCGCUCCCUUCUCUGCGAUUCCUGCAAUUCGUCGCCGGCUUCUAUUUUCUGCAGCACUGAAUCGGCCGUUCUCUGUCAGAAUUGCGACUGGGAAACACACAACAACGCUAGGUCUGCUCAUGACCGGAGACCUCUUGAGGGUUUCAACGGCUGCCCUUCUUUGACCGAGCUCUUGGGUUAUUUAGGGUUGGAGGAUUUGGGGAAGAAAAGCUUCGAUUUCGGCGGUGAGAACGAUGGCGAUUGGUUGGAUUUGUUGGUUUGGGAGACUCCUUCAAUUGCCAGCCUUGAUGAUUUGAUUGCUUCCAAUGACUGUGCCGAUUCUUCCCCCAGUUUUCAGGCUAUGGGAGUCCCUCCUCUGCCUAAGAACCGGAAUGCGGUUUGUGGUCAACAUAAAGAAGAAAUAUUUUGCCAACUUCGUGCGAUGGCGAAAAAGGAUCCCAACUUCAGUGGUUCUUUGGAAGAUCUUGAACUGCAAGUACCCGGAAAGUGUGAGCCAGACCUUGAAAAUAACACAGAGCCAAUAUCAGUUCCUUCAUAUGAGACAAACGAACUCAAAUGGAGUAGCUUUACCAGUGGGGUUCCAGAUGAUGAAGGCUUUCCUUCUUCCAACUUCAUCGAUAGUUUGUUCGACAUGAACCAUUUGGUACCCGAUAAGGAUUCCGAUUUUGGUGACGGUACAGAUAUUGGAAAUGGUUUCGAAGAAAUUCAUCAUCAUGUGCCUGUGGACUCCAAACCCUUUGAAGUUCCUCCUCCAGCCCGUGAAUUGAACAGCCAUGAGAGAGACUCUGCUAUUUCACGCUACAAAGAAAAAAAGAAAACUAGGAGGUAUGAUAAACACAUUAGAUACGAAUCGAGGAAAGCUCGGGCAGAAAGUAGGACGAGGGUAAAGGGCCGUUUCGCAAAGAUCGAUCGGUAGCGAUCAUCCUCUCUCUGAUGAUGAUUUUGCGGAUUUUCAGUGAUCAAAACUGCUGCUCAAAGUAAGUUACAUGUGUGGAUGAUGUUCUGCAAAUUUCUGUGUAUUUAUUAUGUGUUAUUAUCUCACUCCCAAGACAAUUUUUCUUUCCUUUUUUCUUUUGUCCUCUUUGUUUUUCAAUUGGCAUGUGGUAGUAGCAGACACAUGUUAGUUUAGCCAUUUCCUAUGUUUGUAGCAUAGUAAUGUUUAACAUGUAACUUGUUGAGAGAUGUAUCUUAUGCAGCACACCUUUUUUUUGCUAAAGUUCGUUGAAAA
Molecule: messenger RNA, 1650 nt
Organism: Erythranthe guttata (spotted monkey flower)
Lineage: Eukaryota; Viridiplantae; Streptophyta; Magnoliopsida; Lamiales; Phrymaceae
Product: B-box type zinc finger protein with CCT domain-containing protein
Molecular function (GO): protein binding; zinc ion binding
Source: RefSeq, a predicted model, not a curated record